GAAAUAAUUUAGUUGAAUCUUUGCCUGUUAGCAUUCGCAUCAGUUAAUGAAUUAGCAUCUGAUCUCCAUCUUCGUCCGUUUUCACUUCUCAAACUGCGUCGUUGAACACGUUGUUAUAUUUAUUUAUUAAAUAUAUGAAAUAACACGUGUCUUAAAUAACAGUAACAGUUUAAUUUUAUUAAGUAAUUAAUAAUAGAAUAAAUAAUUGAAAUGGAGGUUGAAAAAAGUAAUAACGAGGAAAAAAUAACUGAAGAAAAGAAAACGCCGGUAGACGAACACGUUGACGAUAACAAAAAACCUGCCGAAGUUGAUGACAAAAAAAAUACUGAUAAUGGUGAUAAAAAUGAAGAAAGUAAAGAUGAUGAUAAGAAACCUGUCGAUGCAUCACCAGAAUUGUUGGAAAAAAUUAAAAAUCAGAUAGAGUUUUACUUCGGAGACGUUAAUUUACAACGUGACAAGUUUUUAACUGAACAAACAAAACUUGACGAAGGAUGGAUUCCAAUGGCGAUCAUGUUGCAAUUCAAAUUGUUGAGCGCAAUGAGUAAUGAUGUCGAGACAAUUUUAAAAGCCGUUGAAUCAAGUGAUUUAAUGGAAAUUUCGGAAAAUAGGAGAAAAAUUCGUCGUCGGUUAGAUAAACCAUUGCCGCUUUACAAUGAGGAGUACAGACGAUCACAACAGGCCAGAACUGUUUAUUUAAAACCAUUCCCAUUAAAUCUUCAACUUGUUGAGUUGAAAGAGUUUGUCAAAGACUUUGGAUCCGUGGAAAAUAUUAUUAUGAGAAAAUACAAAGAUGAAAAUAAAAAACUACAGUUCAAAGGUUCAAUAUUUGUACAGUUUAAAAAUCUUGAAGACGCUAAAGCUCUCGUAGCAAAGGAAUCAGUAAAAUAUAACGAUACCGAGCUCAUCAAAAUGUUCAGCGAAGAUUACACGCUGCUUAAAGCCAAAGAACGUCAAGAAAAAAAGGAAAAGAGUGAUACUAAAUCAAAGAAAAGUAGUCAGCAGGAAGAAGAAAAAGAGGAAAAGGAAGAAGACUCCGAUAAAACUGAGUUACCUACAGGUGCUGUUUUACAUUUGACUAUUGAAAACCAUCAAGAUUUAUUAUGGGAAGAUAUUAAGCAUACGUUUGUGCAGUUCGACGCAAAAAUAAUGUUUGUUGAUUACAAAAAUGGUUCACCAACCGGCUGGAUCCGGUUCCAAGGAAAAGAUUCAGCGCAACCAGUUCUUGAUAAAAUGACUGACAACAAAUUAAAAAUCAAAAAUUCCGAAGUAACAUUCCGACUUUUGGAAGGCGAGGAAGAAGAAGAAUAUUUGCAAAAAGUUAAAAAAGAAUUGAUUAUUAACAGAAAACCAAAAUCAAAAAAGAAUCGUAAUAAGAAAGGAUUCAAAGGUAAAGGUAAGAAGAGAGGCGGUAGUCCAGUACAAGAAGAUGCAUCUGCAAAGAAAGUGGCUAAAUAAUGUUUCAAAUCACUAUUUACAGAGCAACUAUAUACAUUAUUCUCUUAUUACCUCAUAAUGUAUAAUUGUUAUGAUUAUAAUUUAAAAAAAAGUUAUAAUAACAGCAUUUAUAAAAUAUUUUUAAAUCUAUCUAAUUAUAACUUUGUCUCUUUGAUGAUUAAAAUACAUAAAUAAUUUAUAAAUUUA
Microplitis mediator is the source of this 1641-nucleotide messenger RNA. RefSeq names its product la protein homolog (gene La). The transcript is spliced from 7 exons. Gene Ontology annotation, molecular function: RNA binding. The record is from RefSeq and is a predicted model, not a curated record. Gene Ontology annotation, biological process: positive regulation of translation; RNA processing. NCBI's taxonomy places the organism in Eukaryota, Metazoa, Arthropoda, Insecta, Hymenoptera, Braconidae. Gene Ontology annotation, cellular component: ribonucleoprotein complex; nucleus; cytosol. The coding region runs from base 211 to 1455 and encodes 414 amino acids.